AUGGCGAAGUCUGAUGCAAUAAUUUUUAAAYAUUUGGAAAUUAAUAGUCAAUGUGCAGUUUGUGGCAUUAGUGCAAGUAGUAAAUGUGCAGCAUGCACAUUGGUUGUAUAUUGUUCAAAGGAACAUCAAAAAGCUCAUUGGAAACAACAUAAAAAUGAAUGUAUAGCUUAUGAGUUACAUAUAGAUUCUAUUGUAGGUCGUCAUCUGAUAGCUAAACGUAUUAUUAAUCCAUCUGAAAUUAUAAUUCAAGAAGAACCAUUAGUUAUAGGUCCUAAGUUUCCAACUUCAGAACCAAUAUGCAUUAAAUGYUUACAACGWUUGAAAAGAUCAGAGUCUGUAGUUGAGUCUUUGUGUGAAAAGUGUUUAUGGCCCAUUUGUGGUACAGGAUGUGCAACAUCAAUCAAUCAAAAUACUCAYGAAAAUGAAUGUAAAGUGUUAGUUAAAGGAUCAGAAAAAAUCGCCAAAAAUAAUGAUUACAUGUAUGAUGCUAUUACUCCUUUAAAAUGUCUAUUAUUACAAUUCACAAAUAAAAACAAAUGGAAUUGUCUAAUGGAAUUAGAGAGUCACAUGGAAUACAGAGGCCCAGAAUCAGAAGUAUACGAGGAGAUYAAUUCAGUAUAUAAUUAUUUAAAAAAUAAUUAUUUGAGUGGAGAAGAAUUUGAUACUUCGUCAGACCUUAUACACAAAAUUUGUGGUAUUUUAGACAUAAAUGCUUUAGACGUUCUAGUAGCCGGAUUAGAGUUAACUGCUAUAUACCCUACAGUAAGCAAACUAGAACACAACUGUUUACCAAACACUGGCAUAUCAUUUGAUAAAUGUGGACGUAUUUAUGUUUACGCUUCUCGUAAAAUUGCCAAAGGUGAACAUAUAACUACCAUGUACACUAACGCGUUAUGGGGAACCCGAGAACGAAGAGCUCAUCUUUUGUCAACAAAAUAUUUUAAAUGUAAUUGUAAAAGAUGUUCCGAUGCUACAGAACUGGGUACUMAUUUUAGUACUAUUGUAUGUAACGUGAAAGAUUUUUGUAAAGGAAAUCUCACUCCAAUACAUCCUUUAGAUGAUUUCAGUGAAUGGGAGUGUGAUAGGUGUCCGACAACUAUUUCAUCAGAUAAAAUUGAUGCAAUUUUAAUAGGGUUAAAUCACAUUGUUGAUAAAGCUCUUCAAAAUCCAAGUAUAAAUUCACUAGAAGAUGCUUUUUCAAAAUUAAAAACACGUGUUCAUUCAAAUCAUUACUUAUGUUUUAAUGUAAAACAUACAUUAAUACAGCUAUAUGGUCAUUCAAUGGGUUACAAACAUUCAAUGCUAACUGAUGAUUUAUUGAAAAGAAAAAUUGAACUAUGCAGAGACAUGUUUUUCGUACUAAACAUCAUUGAUCCAUUAUACACACGAUUGAACAUUUAUACUUCAGUGAUAUUAUAUGAACUUCAUUUGGCUUUGUUGGAAUCAGCUGCAAGAAUAUCAGAAAAUAAAGCAGAAAGUAAAGGAAUGCUUAACGAAGCUAAAGUGUUAUUAUCUAAAGCAUUAGAUAUACUUAAAAAUGAACCAGAGGGAUCUCCAGGUUUUAAGUUAUUACAAGCUUACAAACCUAAUAUUACUACACUUAACUAGUAGAAAAAUUAAAAAUAAAUUAUAAAAAUUAUCUUUUAUCCAUAGAGAACUAUAAAUAAAUUGUAGUAACAGUAGUCGGUCAUAAGUGCUUGGCCGUAAUUUUAAUUUUUAUAUGAUAAUGAAGAAUUGGUACAAAUAUAAGUAAAAAAAAAAUAUAAUUAAAUCAAAUUAUUAAACUGUAAAUUAGUAAUUGUAGCUGUAGUAAAAAUUAGAAAUUCUAAAACUUGAGGGGCUGAAACCUUGCUAAUCUGCUUCUGGUUAUAAUUGUAGUUGAGACUUGAGUAUUAUUAUUAUUUAUGAGUUUUUAGUUAUUACAUAUUUGUUAUUAUUAUCUACAU
Messenger RNA from Diuraphis noxia (Russian wheat aphid), 1946 nucleotides. Its product is annotated as SET domain-containing protein SmydA-8-like. The record is from RefSeq and is a predicted model, not a curated record. NCBI's taxonomy places the organism in Eukaryota, Metazoa, Arthropoda, Insecta, Hemiptera, Aphididae. Gene Ontology annotation, molecular function: protein binding.